Hevea brasiliensis (rubber tree) is the source of this 668-nucleotide messenger RNA. RefSeq lists its product as uncharacterized. Gene Ontology annotation, cellular component: cytoplasm; nucleus. The record is from RefSeq and is a predicted model, not a curated record. Lineage: Eukaryota; Viridiplantae; Streptophyta; Magnoliopsida; Malpighiales; Euphorbiaceae. The transcript has a single exon. Bases 160 to 507 code for a protein of 115 amino acids.
AGCCUACAGAGCCGAGCCGUGUGACAGCUAUUUUUUGGCUCCCUUUUCUGCCCUCCCCUUAUUUAUAUAUCUUCCUCUUCCCUCACCAUUUCUCUUCAUCAUAUCAUCAAAAUUUUUAGAUAUCUUUCUUAUCUUUUAUUGUCUAUCCAACUUCCUUACAUGGCCGACUUCUCAAGGAACAGAACCUCCGUUGAUGCCUCUUCUGCCACGCAGCCCAGCCGUCUUCAGCGGCGGCGACCGGCGUCCUUGGAGAUAUACCCCCCUUCGUCUUCCUGCUGGAACGCCGCCAUUCCUCUUCUCUCUCCGCUUGUAUCUUCACCUACCACGAUUGAUCGGAUGGCGGAAAUGAAAUCGCGGGAGGACCAGCAGCAGCCGUCGCAGCUUCGGAAUCAGGAAACAGACAAGGAAAAGGGUGCUACUGAUGUGUUCAAGAAGUGGCAGCACCCGGCAGCUCCUUUCUGCUGCGAGCCGCCUUCAUUUGCGCCUAAAUUUUUUGUGCCUGUAUAGAUAUCGAAUGGAAGGGGCUUUUAAUAUAAUUACAUUUUUAGGGUUUUUUUUAAGAUUUUCUAACCGCUGAAAAUUUAACAAUUGCAUACAAUGCUUGUAUUUUAUGUUCAUAUACUUAAUGCUAACUAUUUCUUUUAAAUAAAUCAUCUUAUUUUGAAUAA